UAUAUUUAUUCGGAAACAAAGUCAUUGCCAUGAUUAGCCACUUUUCUAAAUAAAUAACGAAAUUCAAAAUAAUAAUAGACAUGCCUUCUCAAACUCAUUAUUUACAGAUUUUUCGCAAUUAUUGAGAACCUAAAUCUAUUGACAUGGAUAAUACUCAUCCAAGCGAGCCUCAUAGCAACGUGCACAAAUUUAGUGGAUAUCAUCCUGACAAAUAUGAUCUUAGUGGAAUUUCUUUAACGGUGCGUACAGACGAAAGUCUAACACCGCAAAGACCGCCAUGUCUAACACAAAGAACCAUUGGAAUGUACCUUCGGCCGCUUACAAGAGAGCUCGAUGAAGUGCCACCGAAGCCUUAUAUUGAUGACUUAUCGAAUAUCGUCAUCAAUAAAAUGCUGCAGAAGGACAAAGCAUUUUGGGUUGACAAGCCUGGAGCGAAUGCUUACACACUUCACGACGCUUAUUACAACUACGAAAUGAUGACUGAAAAGAUAAAACCACACCACCAGGACGUUUUUCCUCGUGCUUACAGUUAUGAUCUCGAUUGCGUAAAGUAUCGACGCCUCCACGCUUGCGAUGGAUUGAAAGGAAGCGGUCAAGAAAAUGCGAAACCGAUCGCUCCGUACUGUAGAGACUGCAAGGGUAGUGAAACAAAAAGACAUCAAUCUAGAAUUGAUAUUGACGAUACAGCUUUAGGUAGAUGGAGACAAUAUCCAAGUCUAAACACCAAGCUGCCUGCCGAACAAAUUCAUAAACUAAUGGAUGAAGUCGGGAGACCGUUCAAACAUGAGGCUUGCAAUUGGUACUACAGAAAGUACCCAACUCGAAAAUUCGAUGGAAUUCUACGGAAAUUUUCGAAAUGAUUCUUUUAUACUUAGCACCAAUCACCCAGAAUUCCUACAAUUUCUGUCGACAAGUCUGUUAUGAACGCAAAAAUAAUAAACUCAUCACAAAAGUGA
Molecule: messenger RNA, 956 nt
Organism: Papilio polytes (common Mormon)
Lineage: Eukaryota; Metazoa; Arthropoda; Insecta; Lepidoptera; Papilionidae
Exons: 6
Coding region: 144-860 (238 amino acids)
Source: RefSeq, a predicted model, not a curated record